Stylophora pistillata is the source of this 1439-nucleotide messenger RNA. RefSeq lists its product as uncharacterized. The record is from RefSeq and is a predicted model, not a curated record. Lineage: Eukaryota; Metazoa; Cnidaria; Anthozoa; Scleractinia; Pocilloporidae.
UUUUCAUGACAUGGAUUUACGAUACGCAGAAAGGACGACCCCGUGAGGCUCUAUCAGUUCAGGUUUCACAGGAAAAAGAGAUACUAUUCCGUUAUUCGAUACUUAUUGAGUAAUUGCAUCUACUUAAAAAACACUCUGCUGAUCACGCAAACCAGGUCUGGACAUAAUCGUAGCCCGGAUGAUAUAGUAAAGAGGGUUGACAGAAUCGGAGACUGACGAGAAUUUCUGUUGUCGAAGUAAGUGCUCUUCUCAGGUUAGAAUGUCGUCUGUGGUUGAUGAUGGAUACAAAGGGACCGCUAGAAACAGCAUUAAAUCAUUUCAAGAGAAGAUGAACAAGUUGAAAAGCGAUUUAAAGGCAACAGAGAACAAAAUCAAGAGGGAUAAACAGGAAACGCUGGCUGCAAGAUGGAGAGAACACGAAGCCAAACUCAAAAUGAAGGAGAUGUCUGAAAAGAUCUUAGAGACAGAAGCAAAGAUCAGAAAAAUCGAAGACCGCAUUAAUUACCAGAACGGGCGAAGGAAAGAGAUAGCGGAAAAAUACCGAGAAAAUGGGCGAGUUGCAAAUGUGUUCGAAGAAUCCACGAUCAACAUAGAGGAAUUGAUGCGUAAACUUCACGAAUCACAGCGGCGCACAAUGGAAUUGAGGAAAAUGAACAAGGGAAUGUCACAAGUUGUUGCCAUACUGGAGCCUAAGAUUGAAAACGCAGAGCGACGAGAACAGAAAGCUCUUAACCGUGCGUUUUUGAUAAAUCAAAAGUUAUCUGUCCACCGUUACCUAGCAGCCAAAAGGCCUGAAGGAAUGUUGUCUCCUGAAGAGGAACUUGUUCCACAGUCCGACCAAGAAGCCAAAGUUAUAAGUAUGCAAGAGAAAAUCAGAGGGGCAAUUUUACGCAGGCGAGAAGCCGAAAAGAAGAGAAGUGCUUUGGAGAGAAAAAUUCAGGUUAUGGAAAAAGCGCUGGAUAACUUCAAGAGACGGAAUCUAGAGUUUCAAAUUAGUAAAAGGGAGCUUCUAAGCUCAAACUUUUUAUAAACUUGAAAAAGUUGAAUGUUGAAAAAUAUUGCUUCUUCAUCCGAUUAAAGACUUUCUUAUAAAUUACUUGCACUUCAUAGAACACCAGUUCAUUUAAAUCGGUCUUAUAGUUAAUUCCUAACCGGGUAAACUUACUAGUCAUCUAUCAUAAUCAAAGAGAUUGUCUUGAGAAUCAGGACAAUACAAACAUGCGCACAUACAGAUCACGAACGCAACGCUCAUAUAUCUUGUCUUAGUUUAGAUGUUUAAAUUGACAUAGCGAGAAAAAGAGUGUUUAUCAAAAGAUCCAAGAAGCUUACAAGCUUUUUGAAAGAUAAACGCUUCACGCAGUAAGGUGUGAUGUGAUUGUAUCGGUUAUUGUCCUCUUGGGAGAAUUUGAUUAGGUAAAUAAACAUUGACUACAUUCAAA